This is a messenger RNA of Leptopilina boulardi, 3409 nucleotides long. RefSeq names its product NPC intracellular cholesterol transporter 1-like. The record is from RefSeq and is a predicted model, not a curated record. Bases 434 to 3289 code for a protein of 951 amino acids. Lineage: Eukaryota; Metazoa; Arthropoda; Insecta; Hymenoptera; Figitidae. Gene Ontology annotation, cellular component: membrane. The transcript is spliced from 11 exons.
GCAUUCAUCAGUACGAAUAUCAUUCUUACACAGUAGUCACUAGUCAGUUGAUGGUGAAGACAUGUUGACAUCGCAUUUUUAGUUCUUAUAAGAAGAAAAAAAAAUUCAAUGAACCUCGGACUUUUAUUGCUUAAGGAAUUUUUGUUAAAUGCUGAGAAGAUGAAAUCUAUUCUAAAUUGGUCGACAAAAUUUUAAAUCCUUGACAUCAAUUCCGUAUACAUAAUAAAGAACUUGACUAUACUGACAAAAUUCAUUGCUUUAAUUAAAAAGAGGCAUUACGAAUUAAUUACAAUCUAGUUAUUGUCAUUAAAUAAUUUAGAUUUAAACGGUGUAAACAUAAUAAUGAUGGGAUUGAAUUGAUUAAUAUAAUAUUUUCAAAACAAUGGCCAUAUUACUUAAAUGUAAUGUUUAAAAUACACUUUUUUAUGGAAAGAUGGAAAUAGAACAAAUUUCUCAGAAGAGAUCAAUUCGCGAACAUUUGCAAUUAAUUCCCGAACGAAUUUCUCAAAUUGUGGAACAUUUCUUUUAUCAAUUGGGUCUUAAAAUUACAAGACAUCCAAAAAGAUGGAUAACAGCUUCAUUGAUAGUGAUUGCUUUUUGUACAAUAGGAUUUUAUCGAUUCAGACAAGAGAAAAAUCCUUUAAAAUUAUGGGUUCCUCCCGAUUCCGAUUUCAUUCGAGAUACAGAAUGGCUGAUAUCACAAUUUGGCGAAGCACAACGUCAAGAAACAAUUAUAUUGACUGGCGAUGAUAUUUUAACUCCAGAAGCUUUAUAUAAGCUAAAUGAAAUAACAACUCGUAUAAUUGGAGUACAAACAAAUUAUCCACAUAUUGCUUGGACGGACGUGUGCUUCAAAAUUCCAGUUGUUACUAAUGUGAAUUUACGAGAUAAAAGAGAUAUUGACGAAUUGGAUAAUGACUUUUUCGACGAAGAACCAGGAGCACGAAUGAAUAAAUCAGCAUUUGAACCAAGUGUUCAUGCUUCCACAAAAACAUAUUGUUCAAUUUUUAAUAGUUUUCAAAAAGGUUGCCUCCUAGUUAGUAUCCUCGAUAUUUGGGAAUUUAAUUCUAAUUUGAUAAAAUCUCAAACAAAGGAAGAUAUAAUAAGAAAAUUAAAUUCAACUCAAAUAAGUCCAACAUUGGGACAUCCAAUGAAUUACACAGAACUUCUUGGUGGAAUAAUGAGAGACGAAUUGGGAAGAAUAAUAUCAGCAAAAGCUGUGAAAACGGAAUUUGUCACUCAUGUAAAUUUUUCCAAUGUUAAUUUGAAUAAAAUUGGCAACGACGCGGGAACAGCCGACUGGGCAACUAACGAAGUAUUGAAAUGGGAAUCGGCUUUUCUCGAUGAAUUGGAGCAAAGUAAGAAUCAAUUGAAAAAAAAUGGAGAAAAUAAUCUUCAACUUUGGUAUGAAGCCGGUAGAAGUUUUGGCGAUAUAAGUUCUUCGACUAUGUUUCAAGAUGCUGAUAAAUUAACAAUAGGAAUUAUUUUAAUGUUUUUAUAUGUGCAACUUGUUCUUUCUAAUUUUAAUUGGAUCGAAUGGCGAUUUUGUCUCUCUAGUAUUGCUCUCUUGUGUAUUGGAGCUGCUUUUAUAGCUGCUAUUGGUAUUUGCUCUCUUUUUGGCGUUCCCUAUGGUCCAGUUCAUAAUUCUUUGCCAUUUAUGUUAAUGGGUCUUGGAGUUGACGAUGUUUUCGUUAUGGCCGCAUCCUGGGAACAAGUGCUCUCUGAAAAAAUAAAUCGCGUCAAACCAUUGCAAGAAAAAGUUGCUUUAAUGUUAAGUCACGCUGGUUCUGCAAUUUCCAUCACAUCACUCACCGAUGUUGUUGCAUUCAUCAUUGGCACAUCCACUAUAUUACCAUGUUUGCAGUCGUUUUGCAUUUAUGCGGCAGUUGGAGUUCUUGUUACAUUUUUACUUCAGGUAACGAUAUUCGUGGCUUUUUUCAUGAUCGACGCAAAACGAAUGGAAGAGAAAAGAAACGGUGCAAUUCCAUGUAUUGUACAUUUAAAUUAUGAAUCACCUAAAUUGGGCACAAAACAUUCGAUAUCAUGGAAUUUUAUUGAUAAAAUAUAUUCUAAAGUAAUUUUAACUCGUGUGGGAAAAAUAAUUGUGAUUAUUAUUACAAUUGUUUUGGCAACAUUUGGAGGUUUAGGAUCCUAUCAUUUGGAACAAUGGUUCGAUCCAAUGUGGUUUCUACCAGAGGGAAGUCAUCUCAAUGAUUAUAUUCAAGUUCGCAAUAAACAAUUUCCCGAACGAGGACAACAUGCUUUUCUCUUCUUAUCGAAAAUUGAUAUUCCUGAAAAUUUUCCACAAAUAAUUCAUCUUGUUGAUGAUUUAAAAAAUCUCAGUUACAUUGAGAAUGUCAAAUCUUGGCCUCAUGAUUUCGCGGAAUUUAUUGAUAUUUAUUAUGGAGAAGAUAUAAAGAAGACAGUUAUCGACUCAAAACAAUUUUAUUUUUAUCUUUCGAAAUUUCUCUUCAGUCAAAAAGGAGGAAUUUAUCAAAGUAAUUUUAGAUUUGAGGGGAAUUUAACAUGUGGCGAAAAUACGCCAUCAAUUUUUAUUGCAAGUGUGGAUUUUUCAUUUUUUAAAUUCUCCUCACCCAAUGAAUGGAUACCGGCAAUGGACGAAAGUAAAAGAAUUGCGGCAAAUAGUAAAAUUGAUGGUUUCACAAUUGUUUGGAGUAAAAUGUUUGCAUCAUGGGUAACGGACAAAGUUAUUGCACAGGAAGUGACGAGAAAUAUUCUUUUGGCAUUAAUUUGCGUUAUGGGAAUGACAACAUUAUUAAUUGGCGAGCCACAAACUUGUUUUUGGAUUUUACUUUGUGUUCUGCUUACACUUUUAGAUGUAUGUGGAUUUAUGUUCUACUGGGGACUCACGAUUGAUAUUGUUUCUUGCAUAGGUCUCGAAUUGGCAGUUGGAUUAAGCGUCGAUUAUGCCGCACACGUGGCUCAUGCAUUUCUAGUAGCUAAAUCUCGAGAUGGAAAAUUAAAUAGAAGAUCACGAAUUUUGACUGCAGUUCGUCACAUUGGUGCUGCCGUUACUUAUGGAGCGGGUUCAACUCUAUUGGCACUUUCAUUGCUCGUAUUUUCACGAGCUUAUGUAUUUCAAUCAUUUUUCAAAAUAUUUCUUCUGGUAAUUGUUAUUGGUCUAUGGCACGGUUUAUUGCUAUUGCCAGUAGUUUUAAGUACAAUUGGACCUCGUAGUCUUCAUAGAGAAAUAGAAAUUCAAGAGAGAGAACUUCAGACAAUUAAAGGACCCAUAGAGGAGGAAAGUGUUCCUCUUAAUAAAUCGUAGAAUAUACAUUUAUAAUUUAUUUUUCAUAAAUAUUGGAUUUACAGGGAAAAAAAAACUUUAUAAAAGAAAUAUUUAUACAAAAAAAAAGUAUAGAGAAAUAAAAAAUUCUGUUUUAAUUCA